AUGGACCUAACAAGUGACUUAUUUCUCCUCAUUUCCAUCUCGGCCAUCCUCACCUCCUUCUCCUCACUCACGUCGGCAAAUGCCCUACCUCCGGAAAUCAAGACAAUAUGUGACAAGACGUCGAGCCCCGAUAUCUGUUCUAGCUCUAUUGUCCCGUUUCUAGAUGGCAAAAGUAAAGACAUUGCAUCUGUUUUACGCAUGCAGAUAAUGGCAACCAUGGAUACUAUUGAGACCGCAAUUAAGGAGUCUAAAAAACACUCUAAAGAGCUACAUAAGGAAGAUAAGAUUGGUGCAAGACGAAUAAAAGAUUGUGGACAAUUAUACUCAUCAGCAAUAAGCGACUACAAAAACGCACUCAAGGCUUUGAAAGAAAAUAACUUUGAAUCACUGCAAACCGAGCUCGAUGCUGGCAGAUCUAUGAUAUCGACGUGCGACGACACAGUUACUGGCGAUAGAAGCUUACCCGAUAGCGUCAAUCCUCUGAAUAAAAUCAACUUAUCGAUCAAGAAGAUGACCGGAAAUUGCUACGACUUGAAGAACCUUAUGAAACCUCUUGCCCAGCCUCAUGUUAUAUAA
Molecule: messenger RNA, 576 nt
Organism: Impatiens glandulifera
Lineage: Eukaryota; Viridiplantae; Streptophyta; Magnoliopsida; Ericales; Balsaminaceae
Exons: 2
Coding region: 1-576 (191 amino acids)
Molecular function (GO): enzyme inhibitor activity
Source: RefSeq, a predicted model, not a curated record